This is a messenger RNA of Xylona heveae TC161, 1526 nucleotides long. Its product is annotated as IMP-specific 5'-nucleotidase-like protein 1. The transcript is spliced from 8 exons. The record is from RefSeq and is a predicted model, not a curated record. The coding region runs from base 115 to 1392 and encodes 425 amino acids. Gene Ontology annotation, molecular function: magnesium ion binding. Gene Ontology annotation, biological process: nicotinamide riboside biosynthetic process; nucleotide metabolic process; nicotinic acid riboside biosynthetic process. Lineage: Eukaryota; Fungi; Ascomycota; Xylonomycetes; Xylonales; Xylonaceae.
AAUGACCUACCUUCUUCAGGUACGAGUCGCCACGCCCAAUACGUUCACUCAUAAUCACCCGCAAUUCGAACCAUAAUUCCAUAUACUCUCACAAAGAAAGACUACCUGCCUAUAAUGACGACCCGCUAUCGCGUAGAGUAUGCGCUGAAGACCCAUCGAAGAGAUCAAUUUAUAGAAUGGGUCAAGGGUCUUCUAGCUGUGCCAUUCGUGCUACACUCACAACCUACGGCUAUAUUUGAAGACCGGAGACAGACGGUUGCCCAAAUGGCUGCCAUUGCACACAGACGUUAUGCCGAGAUCAUGGGAGAUGUUGAAGAGCUCAUCAAUGACCAUAUUGCACAUCAGAAUGUUGGGAAGCAAGACCGCUCCAAACUUAAGCUGCUUGUCCCUUCUGUAGGAACAUUUUUCACUCCGCUACCGCUCAAAGACGCCUUCAUAUUCCAAGAUGCCCAACGAUCGAUCAGUUCGCGUCGAUUCGUAGCGCCGUCAUUCAACGACAUCCGUUUGACCUUGAACACAGCACAGCUCAUGAGCCUUUCCCGUAAUGGGCCGCUACAGCUCGCAACAUUUGAUGGUGACGUGACUCUUUAUGACGACGGGGAGUCUCUGAGCGCUGACAACCCUGUAAUUCCACGCAUUCUGCGUCUCAUGCAGCGCGGCGUCAAGAUUGGUAUUGUGACCGCAGCAGGAUACACCGAGGCGGGGAAAUACUUUGAUCGGCUCUCGGGGCUAUUAAAUGCUGUGAAUGAGUCAAAGGAUCUCUCAGCAGAGCAGAAGCGGAAUUUGGUCGUCCUCGGGGGCGAGGACAACUACCUAUUCAGAUUCAAUGCCAACGACCCUGCGCUGCUUUCCUGGAUUCCGCACGAGGAAUGGCUGAUGGAUGAAAUGAAGUCGUGGAAAGAAGAGGACAUUGGAAUGUUACUUGAUCUCGCCGAGAGCGCACUCAAAGACUGUAUCGCCAGCAUGAACCUCAAAGCGCAGAUUCUGCGUAAAGGCCGCGCUGUAGGAAUCAUUCCCGCGCAAGGCCAACGCUUCGCGCGGGAACAGCUCGAAGAGACUGUCCUGGUGACUCAGAAGAUACUAGAAAUGUCUGAGGUCGGUCAGCGCAUUCCAUUCUGCGCUUUUAAUGGCGGCAACGACAUCUUUGUCGACAUUGGCGAUAAGUCCUGGGGUGUACUCUCCUGCCAGCGAUUUUUCGGCGGCAUCGAAGGCUCCAAAUCACUGCACAUUGGCGAUCAGUUCCUCUCAGCAGGAGCUAAUGACUUCAAGGCUCGUCUGGCUUGCACCACCGCUUGGAUUGCUAAUCCUCUCGAGACGGUCCAGUUGUUAGACGAGCUUGAAGAGCUAGGAGAAUGCCGUCAGCUAAAUGAGGAAUCCCUCAAUGCACAGUAGAGUGUUCUCCUUUUACUCCAGUUCUGUCGUCAGCAUAUCGAGUGACCCCACUGUUCAAGUUCUUCAAUCUAACUUCGCAAGGGGAGCCACAAAUUGUAAAGGUCCACUCCUUCAAAUUUUUAAGCAUGUGCGCC